Messenger RNA from Oncorhynchus mykiss (rainbow trout), 2481 nucleotides. Lineage: Eukaryota; Metazoa; Chordata; Actinopteri; Salmoniformes; Salmonidae. The record is from RefSeq and is a predicted model, not a curated record.
GCUUCUAUUCUAUUCUGGGGAUGUGGACACCCUUGAUAAAUCUCCCUCUCUUCAUAAGGCUUGUCUCGGUCUGCUAAUGACUUGUCCGGAAUGAACACUAAAUGGAUUGUGAUAACAAAGCUACGCUAGGCAGCGUGCUCCGCUCAUGUCUGUUUCCACUGGGCACAGACGUCACAUCAACGUCUAUUCCACGUUGGUUCAACAUAAUAACAUUGAAAACGACUUGGAAACAACGUUGAUUCAACCAGGGUGCCCAGUGGGAUAUAUGGAAUGUCAUCCGUUUUGCUAAUUAAAACUUAAACAGCACUGCGGUUCAGCAGUGAUGGCAUGCGCUCAGGAAGCCUGCUGAUGGGCUUCUCCACACUCAUUGGUAGCUUUAGGACCCCAGGGGAAGGCUGACAAACAGGGCUGCAGGGGCAGAGACAGUUUGCUGUCUGGGAGAGAUGAAAACUUCACUAAUGUCUUAAGUCAGAGCCGUGGGAAAGAUACAGUCAUCUGGUGGCGAUGAACCGUAACGCACGGCGACGGGAAAGAAACUGCGCGACCAGAGAAACUCGACCUGCACUCAACAUUUUCCUUCCUUGGGAGAACAGAUACGUAUCUCUAUCGCUCUUUCUCGCCCCCUCCCUCCACCCUCUCUCAUAGACUUUCUAAGAUACAGCGUCUGAAUUCAGAUGCGGUGCACUUCCAAGGCGAGCAUCAGCAUCACUACAGAGAUUCUGGCUCGGAUAAAAUCGGAAGAGCGCGUUUUCGUCCUCGGUUAUUUUCGAUUCAUCUAGUUGAUUAGACCCCCCCACAAACACACACACACUCCCCAUAUCACCCCAAUACAUCAGUCGUCGGAAUUAUAGCUGCCUCCCUACAGCUCUCCCCUUGGCUUCCCCUUUCUUCAAACCGAACAGAAUUUAUGUGUAUUUGCCGCAUGAGGACGUCCAAGCAUUGGAACUCAGUUGCUGGGGUUGCAGCAAUUCAGCCUGCCGCUUGCUCCGCGCCGGAGACAUGAAUCUACCAUAACGGAAUUCGCGUUCCCUGUCAAAAUCGGAGAAAUCAAAACUGUUUGUUUGCCGCCUCAUGGGGGUUAUAUUUUGUUUCUGCUGGUCAAUAACUGUCGUCAAGUGAAUAGCUGUUAUCGCCAUCGCUUCAAUUCCAAACUGGAGGAGUCGUGAUCAACGGGAAUGAAAUUGAGAAAAUCGUCCGCGGGUUGGAGGACGGGGCUGAGUUUAGGUCGGGAACUACGAGUCUAGAUAUUUCUAACUUUGUGCGCAAGACUUUCUCUUUCUAUAUGGACCGAUCAACAUCACUGGAUAUCGAGGCUCUGAAGAUGACCCAGGAGCAGUACAUCCUCGCGGCCCAGCCCAACACCCUGAGCCAGCGGGUACACCAAGGUGCCCAGGCCUACCCGGUGGGUAUCUACGGCUGGAGGAAGCGCUGCCUCUACUUCUUCAUCCUCCUGCUCCUGGUCACCAUGAUCGUCAACCUGGCGCUCACCAUCUGGAUCCUCAAGGUCAUGAACUUCACCGUGGAUGGAAUGGGUAAUCUUCGUGUAACCAAAGAGGGGAUCAGGCUAGAGGGUGUUUCGGAGUUUCUGCUCCCUCUCUACGUGAAAGAAAUAGAAUCCAGAAGGGACAAUCCUCUGAUCCUGCAGUCAGACAGGAAUGUGACGGUGAACGCAAGAAACAACCUUGGUCAGCUAACAGGACAGCUCACUGUGGGCUCGGAGAUGGUGGAGGCCCAGUGUCAGAGGUUCGAGGUGAGGAGUCCUGACGGGGAGCGGGUGCUCUUCUCCGCUGACGAGAAGGAGAUCAGCAUCGGCACUGAGAAACUGAGGGUGACAGGGAACGAAGGUGUCGUCUUCGGACAUUCAGUAGAGACAUCCCACAUCAGAGCAGAACCUUUCCAGGAUCUCAAGCUGGAGUCUCCCACCAGGACCCUGAGUCUGGAGGCUCCCAGAGGGGUGGAGGUCAACGCCGGGGUGGGCGACUUCAAGGCCACCUGCCGGAAAGACCUGUUGCUCCAGUCGUCAGAAGGAGAGAUCUUUUUAGAUUCCAACACAAUUCGGCUGGGGAACAUUCCUCACGGGACAGCGGCAGACCCGCUGCACGGGGCGCCGGGCACCACGUACCCCAAACAGACUGUGUACGAGCUGUGCGUGUGCCCAAGCGGCAAGCUUUACCUGUCCCCGGCUGAGAAGGGCUCCACCUGCCAGACGACCAGCAACGUGUGUCUGUGGAGCUGAGAGAGGGGGGGCCAGCGGACCGCUGAACACCAGAAAGGCCUUCCCCUCAUUAGGAUCCCAGUCCAGGAUACCAGGACCCCAACAGACCCUGAUCCCCAUCCAUACUGUUCCCCAUCCAUCGAUAUAUUUACUUUCUUUGACAGACAUUCUUCAUUUUCUUUCUUUCUCUGUGGUCACUCUCUCUUUCUCUCUUUCUCAUCUCUCUCUUUCUCAUCUCUCUCUUUCUCUCUUUCUCAUCUCUCUCU